Molecule: messenger RNA, 939 nt
Organism: Chara braunii
Lineage: Eukaryota; Viridiplantae; Streptophyta; Charophyceae; Charales; Characeae
Source: the annotation of a GenBank genome assembly
GGUCGGUAAGGAGGGGUGUUACUAGGUGUGUGACGUGGGGUGAAACACACGAAGGGGUGAGAACCGAGUGGUGGUUGGUGAUGACACGCUCGGGGGAACUAGGAGCUGAUGUGUGGCUUACUACCAUUCAACCGAGCAGUGCGCGAGUAAGCCAGGUGGUGGCGAAGCUGCGAUCGGCUGCUGCUGAAAGGAUAGUACCGUUGAUCUCGUGGAUCCAGAGUGUGCGGGAGUAUUUACUGGAGGUCACAUGGGGGUUGGAGGAGGGGCCGCCCCCCCACCUGGAUGCGAUUACAGACUGCCCACGAUUGGACGACUUGAUGCGGCGCUACUACGAGGAGGUUGAGGAGGGGCAAGAUCUUUGCGCUACGCUGGAGGACCGCUGCUAUGAUGACGAUGAUGACAUCAUGGAAGACGUUAACAACAUCAACCCCAACAUCGACAGCAAAGACAACGACAAUCUCACCGAUAUCACCGUUAAUCACAACAACAACAACAAUGACAAGAACAACAAAAGCAACAACAACAAUGACGACAACAACGAUUGUGGUGAUAACAACAAAAACAACAACGAUUACCUCGAAGACGGCGACGACGCUUUCAUCCAGGCUUUGAAGAGCAACGACAACAACAACAACAACAUCAGCAACGACAACAAUAACAACAACAAUAAUAACGGCGACGACUGUGACCUCCGUGAAGAUGACGAUGACACACGCAUCCAAGUCAUUCAGGUCAUCGCCACCAACAACGGCGCCGAUUUCGCUGGCUAUGAAGACAACAAUUACAACAUCGAUUCGGGUGGGAGUGGUCGCUGGGUGCAGCGGACUCCUCCCACGAUUCUUGCCAUAUUCGGUGGAGGGAGGCCUUUUGGGGAGAGGAUCAUUUUGCGCAUAUAAGUAUCCGGCGCUGUUCGUGUGGGCGAGAAAGCAUUGCGUUGCU